This is a messenger RNA of Gloeophyllum trabeum ATCC 11539, 1108 nucleotides long. Its product is annotated as RmlC-like cupin. The transcript has 4 exons. NCBI's taxonomy places the organism in Eukaryota, Fungi, Basidiomycota, Agaricomycetes, Gloeophyllales, Gloeophyllaceae. The coding region runs from base 133 to 948 and encodes 271 amino acids. The record is from RefSeq and is a predicted model, not a curated record.
CGCAUCUUCUUCAGCCUGUUCGCUCUCCUCGUCACGGUGUACGCAAUCCUUCGCGGCCCCCUCAAACCCAAACGAUUCCGUAGUGCAAGCUUGACUGCCCGAUUACUGUCUACUUUGCCCAGUUUGACGAACAUGUCCGUCAAGAUUGUCCCUCGGCGUAGCGAGGAACGUGGUCACGCCGACCAUGGAUGGCUGCACACGUUCCAUACCUUCUCUUUUGCCAGCUAUGCUGACUGGAGUCACGAUCAAUAUGGCUGCCUUCGUGUCAUUAACGAAGACCGGGUAGAAGCCAACACCGGAUUCGGCACCCAUCCUCACCGCGAGUUCGAAAUCUUCUCAUACGUGGUGGACGGAGAGCUCGCUCAUCAUGACUCUAUGGGCAACAAAGAGGUCCUGAAGCGUGGCGACGUCCAAAUGACCUCCGCAGGAACCGGUAUCCGGCACAGCGAGCACGCGCACGGACCCAAACAAGUCCACUUUCUUCAAAUCUGGGCACUUCCCUACCAAAGAGGCCUUCAACCCAAAUACUACAACCGCCACUUCACCGACGCCGAGAAAACUAACAAGCUCGCGACGAUAGUCGCCCCGGUCAACAGUCCGGGCGUCAUCGACUCUCGCGAGGCCCCUGGGCCCACUCCGAUCCACGCUCAGCUUUAUAUGCACGCGUCUCUCGUCUCGCCACAGACCACGCUCACGCACGCCUUGCCCAAGCCCGCCAGCACUUCCUCGCCCGCCAAGGCGUACAUACAUGUGAUACAGAAGUCGGGGUACAACACGGGCCCGGCGAAGGGCGGGAGGGUGAAGGUGAGCGGCGCCGGCGAGGAGGGUGUGGUCCUUGGUGAGGGCGAUGGGGCGUAUAUCGCCGGUGAGACCCGCGCAGAGCUGAGGAUAGAAAACGUCGGCGAUAGAGUGUGCGAGAUUGUUUUGUUCGAUGUGGAUGCUGCCUAGGUGGCGGGGGUGGCGGGUGAGAUACCUUUGUGAAUUCUUGACUGCAAUCUGCGAUGUUUCCGUUAACUAUCACGCUCAUGUAGGAAUGUGAAUCUGUACGUUACUUGUACUUUAAUGAAGAUCUUUAACCUUCAAUAAUAAUCUCUCAGUGUGCCUGGCC